This is a messenger RNA of Meleagris gallopavo (turkey), 827 nucleotides long. Lineage: Eukaryota; Metazoa; Chordata; Aves; Galliformes; Phasianidae. The record is from RefSeq and is a predicted model, not a curated record.
UCCUCCAGAAUUUCUUUGGGGGACUCCCCCAUCCUCCCCACCCCAGGAUUUAGAGGACUCUCCCCUCCCCCUUUCCUCCCACGAUUUGAUGGACCCCACUCCUCCCCCCCAGGAUUUGAGGGACUCUUCCCCCAGGAUUUGGGAAGCUCCCCCCACAACCCCCCCCUGUUCCCCCAGGCCUUCCACGGCGAUGCUGUGCCCGUCUUUGAUCUGCUGCUCCUGGGCGUGGGGCCGGACGGCCACACCUGCUCCCUGUUCCCCAACCACCCCCUGCUGCAGGAGAAAGAGAAAAUCGUGGUUGCUAUCACCGAUUCCCCGAAGCCGCCGCCGGAACGCAUCACGUUGACCCUCCCAGUGCUGAAUGCUGCACGCACGGUGGUCUUCGUUGCCACGGGGGAGGGCAAAGCCGCCGUCCUAAAGCGCAUUUUGGAAGGCAGUGAGGAAAACCUCCUCCCCGCCGCCCGCGUCCGGCCGCACACGGGGCAGCUGCUGUGGUUCCUGGAUGAAGCAGCAGCCAAAGAGCUGACGGUGCCCUUUGAGAAGCAUUCCAUCCUGUAGGACCAAACCCUCGGCCGAUUUAUUGGGGAUCGGUCACAGCAGCGCCCGCCCGGAGCCUCCACGUGGUGCUGUGGUUUGAGUCCACGCGGAGCAGCAGCGCGUUGAGGAACGGUGUUGUGUUUUUGUGGAGCACAGAUGAGGUCGUUCCUUUGGUUCGGUGCCGGGCUGCAAAGUGGGAGCAAUGUGAGGUGGUGGUCUCAUGUUUUGUGAACGGUGGCUGUGAUGUUUUGAGGAGUGCACGGUAUUAAACGUACGGAUCUCAGCUCUGA